AUGGCCUUUGACGCGCUCCUCGCAAGUGGCCGCGCCGCCGCCGAGAUCCGCGACGCAAUCUCCGAGCAGGAGAUCGAGAUUGUGCUGACGGCGCAUUCGGGGGCGCACCCGACCGAGGCGCAGCGGCGGACGAUCCUCAAGAAGCACCAGCAGAUUGUGGCGCUGCUCGGCCAGCACGAUAAGGGCACCGUCCUUACCCCCGGCGAGGUGACCGAGCUCGAGGAGGCGAUCUCGCGCGAGCAGGCGCGGACACACUCCGAGAGCACUCCCGGCGACUGUCGCUGCCUCGCGGCGUGGCGCACCUCCAAUGUGCGUCGCUCCAAGCCGACGGCGGAAGGCGAGGCGCGCAACGGACUGAUGGUGAUUGAGGAGACCUGCUGGGACGCCGUGCCAGAGCACUACCGCCGCCUUGACCGCGCCCUCCGCCGGAUCGGCCAGCCGCCGGCCAUCGUCAAAGUGUCGACAUGGAUGGGCGGAGACCGCGACGGGAACCCAAACGUCACGGCCGUCACGACGGGCCACGUGCUGUGCCUGCAGCGGGCGCGGGCAGCGGAGCUGUACCACAAGGAGGUGGAGAAGCUGCUCUAUGAGCUCUCGCACACCGGCCCCGCGGCAGAGGAGAGGAAUCGACGUGGCCGAGCGCCCGCCUGCCCACGCCCCUCCUCCACACAGCACGACCCGGCCUCGUCCCGACCCCACCAGGAGGACGAGCCAUACCGAGUCCUGCUCAUGGCGCUCCGCCGCCGCCUCUACCGGACGCGGGUCAAGAUGGAGGAGGUGUACCUCGGCCACGACAGCGGCGCGGACGAGGACGCGGACGUGCUGACCAGCCAGGCGCAGCUCCUCGCGCCGCUUGAGCUCAUCCGGGCGUUGUGCACAGGCGACCGCGUCCUCGCCAACGGCACGCUCCUCGACCUGCUCCGCCGCGUGCGCACCUUUGGCAUCUGCCUUGCAAAGAUGGACAUCCGCCAGGCAGAGAGCGACCGGCACUCCGAGGCGAUCGACGCAAUCACGCGCGCCCUCGGGCUCGGCCGUCUCCUCAUUAGGUACCUCGAGUGGGACGAAGAGGCGCGGAUUGCGUGGCUCUCGGCGGAGCUGGUCUCGCCUCGGCCGCUCAUCCCGGAUGCAGGCACGCUGGCGGCAGACGAGCGGGUGAAGGAGGUGUUGGCGACCUUCGCCCUCCUCGCCACGCUGCCGCCCGAGUGCCUGGGCGCCUACUGCAUCUCGAUGGCGCGCAGCGCGUCCGACGUGCUCGCGGUGCGGCUGCUGCAGGUCAAGAGCGGCGUCAAGUCGCCGAUGCGCGUCGCGCCGCUCUUCGAGACGCGCGAGGACCUGCAGAAUGCGCCGCGCGUCGUCGCGCGCCUCUUCUCCGUCGCCGCCUACAAGGGCGCCAUCGGAGGCUUCCACGAGGUGAUGCUCGGCUACUCUGACUCGUCCAAGGACGCCGGCAAGUUCGCCUCGCUCUGGGAGCUCCACGUCGCCAUGGAGAAGAUUCUCGAGGCGGGCCGCGCCGCCGGCGUGCGCAUCAACUUUUUCCACGGGCGCGGCGGCUCCAUCGGCCGCGGAGGCGGCCCCCUCCACUUGGCGCUGCUGUCGCAACCCGCCGGCUCGAUUGCCGGCGCGUACCGCGUAACCGUGCAGGGGGAGCAGAUCCAGGCCUUCCUCGCCUCCACCGAGCUCGCGGUGCACACCUUCCAGAGCUACGCCAUCUCCGUGCUCGAGCACACGAUCUCGCCGCCAAAGCUCCCCACCGACGCGCAGCGCGAGCUGAUGCAGCAGCUGGCCGACGCGUCUGCCAAGGCCUUUCAGGCGCAGGUCUACCAGUCGGAAGACGGCAUCUUCUCGCGCUACUUUCACGCCGCCACGCCGACGUCGGCGCUGGCCUCGAUGAACCUCGGCUCGCGGCCCGCGAAGCGCAAGGCUGCCGGCGGUAUCGAGACGCUCCGCGCGAUCCCGUGGGUGUUUGCCUGGACGCAGACGCGGCUCCACUUGCCCGUGUGGCUUGGGUGCGGCGCGGCGCUCGCGGAGCGUAUCGCCGGAGGCGGGCUCGCCGAGCUGCGUGACGCGUACUCGACCUGGCCCUUCUUCCGCGGCCUGGUGGACCUGAUGGAGCUCGAGCUCUCCAAGGCGGAGCCCGCCGUCUCCGAGUACUAUGACGGCCGCCUCUGCACGCCGGACCUCCGCGCGGUCGGCGAUGGGCUGCGGUCGGCGCUCGCGCAGGCGAAGGCGGCCGUCAUGGAGGUUGCGGGCCACGCCCUCCUCCUCGAGAACCACCCGCUCGCCAAGCAGUCCUUCGGCCUGCGGCAGCCGUACCUGCUCACCCUGCACGCCAUCCAGGGCGAGGUGAUGGCGCGCCUCAAGAAGGAGCCGAGCGACGCGGAGAGGCUCGCGCUGGACGACGCCAUGACCGUCACCGUGCAGGGGGUCGCCGCCGGCAUGCAAAACACCGGCUAG
This is a messenger RNA of Emiliania huxleyi CCMP1516, 2454 nucleotides long. Its product is annotated as phosphoenolpyruvate carboxylase. Gene Ontology annotation, cellular component: cytosol. The coding region runs from base 1 to 2454 and encodes 817 amino acids. Lineage: Eukaryota; Haptophyta; Isochrysidales; Noelaerhabdaceae. Gene Ontology annotation, biological process: tricarboxylic acid cycle; carbon fixation. The transcript has 11 exons. The record is from RefSeq and is a predicted model, not a curated record. Gene Ontology annotation, molecular function: phosphoenolpyruvate carboxylase activity.